UAGAAAAAAGGGGGCGGGGGAUAGCAGAUGUAAAAUUAAGAGAGCGCUAGGCAGAGGUGGGUGACUUCUCAUUGUCGUGCCAGCAGCUCACCACUCACGACGCGCGUCGUUCAGCGAGGCAGGUUGCAUUCAUCACUAUUCGGUAUACACCCAGUGUGUGUGUAAAGUUGAAGUGACAUAGAGGUUUCUGGAAAUGUGGAAGAAGUUGGCGGGAAGUAAGAAGGAUACGUGAUCUGUGUCACGGCGGAGGUCAGGCUGCCAGUAAGACGUUGGUGCAGACGAGGUCCAGGAUGGAGAGUGACCUGCUUGCUCUGCACUGGAUGGAGCACGCCUCAGUUUUCAGUCAAGCCAUUGGAAACUUACGAACAAAGACGAGUUACACUGAUGCAACACUGGCAUGUGAAGGAAAUUUUUACCCUGUUCAUAAGUUUGUCCUGUCAACAUGCAGUCAAUAUUUUAAUGCUAUCUUUGAAUGGACACCUUGUAUAAAUCCAGUAGUUGUCAUUAAUAAUGUGACUUCUAAAGAAUUAGAGGCUCUUCUUGAUUUCAUGUACAUUGGAGAGGUCAGUGUGAAAGAUUCUUUGAUCCCUGACAUCAUGCGAGCUGCAGAAUGCUUAAGAAUUCGAGGGUUAUCUCUUCUUGAUGAUGAUGGUGUCAAAUCCAACUUAAAAAACAGAAAUAAGACUGACUCAGGUGGGCCUGCUCGUAAGAGGAGAAGAACGUCAAUGUCCAAGAAAAAAGUUCCAACACCUGCUUCAAACAACAUCCCAUCUACAAGUCAGCCGGUGGAAAUGAACAACCAUGUUGCUGCUUCUCCACCACCCCCAACACCAGUUCAUUACUAUAAUGAUGAGGGAACCUUUAAUCAUGCUGAGAAUCAAACACCUGACCUUACUCCCAUAGAAGAGCCCCAGAGACAUCUUUCAGAAUCUCAGGACUAUAAUACUGAGCUGACUCAUGCUCCUUUACAAAAUAAUGCCCCAGCACCUUUUCUGCAAACACAAAUGUCUUCCUCCCUACAGCCACAUGUAGCUGUUCAGCCACUGCCAUCUAUGCAGUGUUCUAAUACCAUCAUCAACCAUCAUAAUAAAAUCUCCCCACCACACUUUCCAACAACAUCACAUUCAAGUGCUCUUGAUCAGUCCUCUCAUGAACAGAUAUCUGAUACCUCUUUGCAUCCUCAAAUUGAUAUUAUGAGGUCAGGGAAAAUAGAACCUGUAGAAACAAAGCCACAACCACAGAUCCCUCAAGUUACAGUGUCCUCAGAAGAAAUUCCCAAUCUUCUAAACAGUUUUGUUGACAUGCGGCCUCAGUAUGAUACCAAGCAUGAACCAAGAGAGGAAGUUGCUACCUUCCAUGCUGUGGAACCCAAUGAGAACUUAUACGAAUUCACAGAGGACUUGCCUACAGCCUCAACAGCACCAACACCUCAGCAAGAAGUUUGCUACCAAAAGGGCUCUGCCACCUCUAGUUCAUCAAAAAAGAUUGACCAGAACUUCACUGAAGACAACCCAGCUUUAAAAUGCACGUUAUGUGGUAAGCAGUUUCAGAAGAAAGAUAGUUUAACACGCCAUAUGCGCAUCCACAACAAGGGGCCAUACACUUGCAAACAAUGCCCUUUCACCUCCAAGACAUACAGAGAUUGUGUGGAACACAGGAAAAAAGAGCAUGUAGUUAUUCACAAAUGUUCAGUUUGUGAAUUCACUACUCCACGCAUUGAUAGACUUAAACGUCACGUUUCAGCUCAUGACAAGCCUCAUCAGUGCCCAGAGUGCAAAUUCAGCACAUCCCGUGCUCAAAAUUUACAAAAACACAUAAAGAACAAACAUGAGAAGAAGUAAAAUAUGAAUAUUGGCACCACAAUCUUUCUUUUCAGAUGAGGUAAAAAAGUGAAGAUAGCAAUAGAUUUUGAUCUUUACAGAAGAACAAGUCUUUGUAAUAUAAUUAUGUGUUCAACUUCUCUUGGGCAUUUGUUAUUGCUGAAUUAAUGAAACAACCUAUUACAUAUAUUGUGAUGGUUGAAAUGAGCAAGAUGAUAUUUUUGUGAAUAAAAUAUGCAUUUUAUAUUACUAUACAUCCUUUUCUGGGAUUUUUGUGCAUAUUUAGUCAAUGUUUCUUUAUAUGAAAGACUGCAUAUUAUUAAUCAUUGUGUAAAUAUGUAAGAUGCAAGCUUCUGUUUGUGUGUUUGUUUAGUGUAAUUGAAGAGAGUUGUAUACAUUUUUUUUUUUUUUUUUUUUUUUUUUUUUUUUUUUUUUUUUUUUAGAUGCCAAGAUAAAAGUACAAAGACCAAUUUAGACUGAUAGUGAGCUCGUGUUGUUGCAUUAGUUUUCAUGAUCUUACAUUGUACAAAAGUAUGGUGUAUAUCUGAUCCCAAAGAAAAUGUGGACUUCCUCACAUAAGCUAAAGGUAAAACUGCUUAUCUGGCGAAUGCACUUAAGAGAGGACUCGAACACUUCACUUUGCUCUUAUUUGCUCUUACCUUGCAUCAGACAUCUUUACUGUUGUGAAUUAUAACAAAUUCUGUCUUACUAAGGGGAAUAACAUCAGUGAUGUUGAAAUAAUGCUGGUUAGAAAGAUCAUUUACUGAAAGAACAAGCAUAUCAGUGUGUUCAUAGUGUAAAUUAUCAUUGUGGUUAUAUCAUGUUUUCUUCCCCAUUGAUAGAUUAAGGUGAAGUUAUGUUAAUAUCUUCAACAUAAUAUUCUGUUGAACCAUGGUGAAUGGUUUCAUUUACAUGUACAUAAAUAUAGCUACAUUAAGACUGGAUACAAAUAUUUUAAAGGCAAGAAAUGUUACAGCAGAAUGCUAUUAUUUGUGUUGAAAAAUUAAGAAAAUAUAUUUACAGUUUCUCAUGAUGGAUUAUUUUAGCACCUUCAGGGAAAAGAUGAUGUAGCUGCCUUAGAAUGUCAUGAUUAUAUUGAUAGAAUCAAAGAUUCAGUGAUAGUAAAGUUUCCAUAAAAAACAGUUUUAAAAAAUGAAAUAAAGGUAUGAUUUAAAAGGUGUAUCUUGCUCACAAUGGGAAAGUAAGCAUGCUAUAAAUUUAAAAAUUAUGAGACAAGAGAAAAAAAUUUGUAUUUUGUACUACAAAAUCACAUAGAAACUCAUAUUAAGUGUGUAAUAUUUAAGGUAGCCACUCUCUCUCUCUCUCUCUCUCUCUCUCUCUCUCUCUCUCUCUCUCUCUCUCUCUCUCUCUCUCUCUCUCUCUCUCUCUCUCUCUCUCUCUCUCUCUCUCUCUCUCCUUAUAACUGAUUUUCAAAAUGUCCAUUAUAAUAUUUCUCUUGUCAAUGCAUCUUAAAGCAUAACUCCACAAAUAUCAUAAGUUUUGGAUGAUUUAGUUUUCUUAGUAUUUAGAACUGCAAAUUUCUGCAGUGCAAUCUCUCUGUGUACUCGUACCUUAAUGAAUCAAGUAUUCUAAGAUUAUGAUGUUCUUGUACUAUUGUAAUUCAAUAAAGAAAAUAACACAUGUGUUCAUCAAAAGUGCCAUCCAUGAAACAUCAGGAAAAUUACUGCAAACACCACAUCAGACUUUUAAGUGCAACAUUUACUGAAAUAGGUAGGGAUUUUGCAUUUUAGCAUUAUUUUUGCAUUGUGUAAAAUUUUAUAAUGAAGUUCACUUUUUUAUGAGAGUAGUAGCUCAAGGAAAUCUGAAUAGUGCAAAUGCCAGUCAUCUAGACAACAUUCAACCUGAAUUUGAUCUAGAAUGGCUCUAGCUUGGUAUCAAAUGCUGAGCCAUGUAGAAGUCUGUAUGCCAGGCUGAAAUCCCCUUCAAGACAAGUGCUGAGACAAGCCUUGUCUCAUUUUAGGAAUAAGAAUUAUAGAAGUCAUGGAAACUUAUUUUUAGACCAGAAGAAAUUAAGGAAAUUAAAUAUUUCCAUAAUUGUUACAAAGGCUUGUAAUAAUGGACUUAUUGUUGUUUCUCAAUGUAUAUAGAAGGUUGCAAGAGUGGAAUAUUAUAUUAAUAACCCUUAGUUUGAAUCUUCCACUACACUGGCUCUCUUGACUACCAUCCUAAUUUUGGCUACAGAAGCUUUAUAAUAUUUUCUUGUAUAUUUUUGUUUACAUUCUACUUAAUAUUGUAAACAUUAAAAGACGAUACGUAUUUAUCACCUUGUUAAGCAAGUGUAUUUUCUAAACUUAAUGCUGUAGCUUAUCUGUUUGUUCACAAGAGAAGUAAGUUUUGAUAUUUGUAAGGGUCUGUAAUCUUAUUUACGUAUGUGUCUUAUAAUACAGUUAGGUUCUGUUAUAAUAAAAA
This is a messenger RNA of Scylla paramamosain (green mud crab), 4250 nucleotides long. RefSeq names its product zinc finger and BTB domain-containing protein 49-like. Gene Ontology annotation, biological process: regulation of transcription by RNA polymerase II. The coding region runs from base 291 to 1841 and encodes 516 amino acids. The record is from RefSeq and is a predicted model, not a curated record. Gene Ontology annotation, cellular component: nucleus. The transcript has 6 exons. Lineage: Eukaryota; Metazoa; Arthropoda; Malacostraca; Decapoda; Portunidae. Gene Ontology annotation, molecular function: protein binding.